Eptesicus fuscus (big brown bat) is the source of this 1190-nucleotide messenger RNA. RefSeq names its product eukaryotic elongation factor 2 lysine methyltransferase (gene EEF2KMT). The transcript is spliced from 8 exons. NCBI's taxonomy places the organism in Eukaryota, Metazoa, Chordata, Mammalia, Chiroptera, Vespertilionidae. The record is from RefSeq and is a predicted model, not a curated record. The coding region runs from base 88 to 1107 and encodes 339 amino acids.
CGAGUCGCCUAGGACUGGUCCCGCCUCCUCCAGGCGCCUCCCCGCUUCCGCCCCGUCUCCCGAGCAACGCGGCGGCUCCGCCCCGUCAUGGCGCCGGAGGAGAGCGUGGAAGCCUCGCGCCUGCUGCAGAGUUUCGAGCGCCGCUUCCUGGCGGCCCGCGCGCUUCGCUCCUUCCCCUGGCAGAGCCUAGAAGAGAAAUUAAGGGACUCCGGUUCUGAGCUGCUGCUGGAUAUUUUGCAGAAGACCGUGAAACAUCCUCUGUGCGUGAAGCAUCCACCGUCUGUGAAGUAUGUCCGGUGCUUUCUCUCAGAGCUCAUCAGAAAGCACGAAGCUGCUCAUGAAGAGCCUUUGGACGAGCUGUACGAGGCGUUGGCAGAGAUCCUGACAGCCGAGGAGCCCACUCAGUGCCACAGGAGCUAUCUGUUGCCUUCCGGGGACUCAGUCACACUCUCUGAGAGCUCAGCCAUCAUUUCCCAUGGCACCACCGGCCUGGUCACGUGGAAUGCCGCACUCUACCUUGCAGAAUGGGCCAUAGAGAACCCAGCGGCUUUCACUCACAGGACUGUCUUAGAGCUCGGCAGUGGAGCCGGUCUCACAGGCCUGGCCAUUUGCAAGAUGUGCCAUCCUAGAGCAUAUGUCUUCAGCGACUGUCACAGCCUUGUCCUCGAGCAGCUCCGAGGGAACAUCCUUCUAAAUGGCCUCCUGUUAGAGUCAGAUGCCACCGCCCCUGCGCAGCACCCAGGACACAACACCCACAACGCAGAGAGCCCCAGGGUGACGGUGGCACAGCUGGACUGGGACAUCGUGACGGCCCCUCAGCUCGCUGCCUUCCAGCCAGACGUCGUCAUCGCAGCAGAUGUGCUGUACUGCCCAGAAACUGUCCUCUCACUGGUCAGGGUCCUGCAGACACUCUCUGCUUGCCAGAAGGACAGGCAGGCUCCUGACGCCUACAUUGCCUUCACCGUCCGCAACCCAGAGACAUGCUGGCUGUUCACCACUGAGCUAGGCAAGGCUGGGAUCUCAUGGGAAGCGGCGCCUCGUCACAACCAGAAGCUAUUUCCCUACGAAGAGCACUCAGAGAUGGAAAUUCUGAAACUCAUGCUGUAGGUUUACAAAUGUUUGGGAAAAUUAAAUCACUUGGGAAAGAAUUUUUAUGUGGGAAAGCUGAUAAAACUUUCAUUGGACUUAAA